Symphalangus syndactylus (siamang) is the source of this 1191-nucleotide messenger RNA. RefSeq names its product transmembrane serine protease 11A (gene TMPRSS11A). Gene Ontology annotation, cellular component: extracellular region; plasma membrane. Lineage: Eukaryota; Metazoa; Chordata; Mammalia; Primates; Hylobatidae. The record is from RefSeq and is a predicted model, not a curated record. Gene Ontology annotation, molecular function: serine-type endopeptidase activity. Gene Ontology annotation, biological process: proteolysis.
ACCCGAAGCAGAAAUCUGAAGCCGUGGAUGAUUGCCGUCCUCACUGUGCUGUCCCUGACAGUGGUGGCAGUGACCAUAGGUCUCCUGGUUCACUUCCUAGUAUUUGACCAAAAAAUGGAGUACUAUCAUGGCUCCUUUAAAAUUUUAGAUCCACAAAUCAGUAACAAUUUUGGACAAAGCAACACAUAUCAACUUAAGGACUUACGAGAGACGACCGAAAAUUUGGUGGAUGAGAUAUUUAUAGAUUCGGCCUGGAAGAAAAACUAUAUCAAGAACCAAGUAGUCAGACUGACUCCAGAGGAAGACGGUGUGAAAGUAGAUGUCGUUAUGGUGUUCCAGUUCCCCUCUACUGAACAAAGGGCAGUAAGAGAGAAGAAAAUCCAAAGCACCUUAAAUCAGAAGAUAAGGAAUUUAAGAGCCUUGCCAAUAAAUGCCUCAUCAGUUCAAGUUAAUGGUUGUGGUAAACGAGUUGUUCCAUUAAACGUCAACAGAAUAGCAUCUGGAGUCAUUGCACCCAAGGCGGCCUGGCCUUGGCAAGCUUCCCUUCAGUAUGAUAACGUCCAUCAGUGUGGGGCCACCUUGAUUAGUAAUACAUGGCUUGUCACUGCAGCACACUGCUUCCAGAAGUACAAAAAUCCACAUCAAUGGUCUGUUAGUUUUGGAACAAAAAUCAACCCUCCCUUAAUGAAAAGAAAUGUCAGGAGAUUUAUUAUCCAUGAGAAGUAUCGCUCGGCAGCAAGAGAGUACGACAUUGCUGUUGUGCAGGUCUCCUCCAGAGUCACCUUUUCGGAUGACAUACGCCGGAUCUGUCUGCCAGAAGCCUCUGCAUCCUUCCAACCAAACUUGACUGUCUACAUCACGGGAUUUGGAGCACUUUACUAUGGGGGUGAAUCCCAAAAUGAUCUUCGAGAAGCCAGAGUGAAAAUCAUAAGUGACGAUGUCUGCAAGCAACCACAGGUGUAUGGCAAUGAUAUAAAAUCUGGAAUGUUCUGUGCCGGAUAUAUGGAAGGAAUUUAUGAUGCCUGCAGGGGUGAUUCUGGGGGACCUUUGGUCACAAGGGAUCUGAAAGAUACCUGGUAUCUCAUUGGAAUUGUGAGCUGGGGAGAUAACUGCGGUCAAAAGGACAAGCCUGGAGUCUACACACAAGUGACUUAUUACCGAAACUGGAUUGCUUCAAAAACAGGCCUCUAA